Molecule: messenger RNA, 1764 nt
Organism: Vombatus ursinus (common wombat)
Lineage: Eukaryota; Metazoa; Chordata; Mammalia; Diprotodontia; Vombatidae
Gene: CERS1
Product: ceramide synthase 1
Exons: 8
Coding region: 1-1716 (571 amino acids)
Biological process (GO): ceramide biosynthetic process
Cellular component (GO): membrane
Molecular function (GO): sphingosine N-acyltransferase activity
Source: RefSeq, a predicted model, not a curated record
AUGCCCUUUCUUGCAGGUUCUCCCCAGCCUCCCUCAGGAGGCUUCUUGCCCUCAGCUCCUUCUGAGGACUCUGGCCAGACCCAGGCUCCUGCCCACAACACCUUUUUCAAUAAAGGCUCUUCAGUAAAGGACCCUAGCAUGUGUCCCCUGGAGGGUGGGGAGUCAGGGCUCCACCUGGGGCCCAAGGAGGCUGAACAGGGAUCCCACAGCUGCCUGUGGGACCCUGGGCAAGGCCCUUACUCACUUCUGCUUGCUUAUAAAAUGAGGGAUGAUACCGCUGGUGCUGCACACCCUGAAACCUCUCCUCCAGAAGUGAAAGUUGUGGAUAAUUAUUGCCAGAGCUGCUGCUGGGUGGGCAGCUCUUCCUUCUCGGUGCUGCCCACCCUGCUCUUCCUACCACCGUCACCCCCACCCCCUGCCCCAGCAGCUCGCAGGGCACCUCCCCCCCUCCUCUUCCCCCUUGGUGCUGGCCACCCUCCACCCCCGCCCCGAGACAGCCGGCGGGGCCCCUCCCCUCCUACUACUCCUCCUCCUCUCCCCUCCCUGCCGCGGUGGGUGACGUGCGCGCCAGGCAGGCGGGCAAGCGGGCAGAAGCCGGGCGAGGGUCCCCCGUGGGCCCGGCGGCGGGGGCAGCGGGCAGGCAUGGCGCCGGGGCCCGGGCCGGAGCCCAUGCCGGGCUACGCGCAGCUGCUGCAGCGGAGCUACCGGAGCCUGCUGGACGCGGCGCGGGGCUGUGCGGACUGUGGCUGGGAGCGGAGCCGCCGGAGCUGGGCCCAGCACGCGCACCUGGCCGCCGCCGAGCUGCUACUGCUGCUGCUGGCCGGCCUCGCCUGGACCGCGCUGCGCCAAGCCGCCGCCGCCCGCCUCUUUCGGCCGCUGGCCAGAUGGUGCCAACUGCAACCCAGGGAUGCUGCCAAGAUGCCAGAGAGUGCCUGGAAAUUCCUUUUCUACUCCACGGCCUGGGGUUAUAGCGCUUACCUGCUAUUUGGCACCAACUACCCCUUUUUCCAUGACCCACCUUCUGUCUUCUAUGAUUGGAAGCCAGGCAUGGAGGUGCCCAGGGACAUUGCCGUGGCCUACCUGCUGCAGGGCAGCUUCUACGGGCAUUCCAUCUAUGCUACCCUCUACAUGGACGCCUGGCGAAAGGACUCAGUGGUGAUGCUCUUGCAUCAUGUUGUUACCCUUAUUCUGAUCGUCUUCUCCUACGCUUUCAGGUACCACAACGUAGGAAUCCUUGUUCUCUUCCUCCACGACAUCAAUGAUGUCCAGCUAGAAUUCACUAAGCUCAACGUCUACUUCAAGUUCCGAGGAGGCGUCUAUCACCGGCUCAACGACCUCAUCUCGGACGUGGGUUGUGUCAGUUUCAGCGUCAGCUGGUUCUGGUUCCGUCUUUAUUGGUUCCCCCUCAAAGUGCUGUAUGCCACGUGUCACUGCAGCCUGCUCUCCGUACCCGACGUCCCCUUCUACUUCUUCUUCAAUGCCUUGCUGCUCGCCCUCUUGCUCAUGAAUAUCUACUGGUUUCUGUACAUAAUGGUGUUUGCAGCCAAGGUGCUGACAGGCCAGGUCCGGGAGGUGAGCGACGUGCGGGAGUAUGAUGAGGCCGGUGAGGGCCCCCGGACCCUGCCCUCUGGGAAGGAGGGCAACCCCCCAACCCCCAAGCCCUGGAAAGAAGAGAAGCCUUUGAGGAAUGGGCUGGUGAAAGACAAGCGCUUCUGAGGGGCUGCAGACCCCUGGGGACCCCCCUCUCCCUCCAGUUCCCAUCUA